Messenger RNA from Oncorhynchus kisutch (coho salmon), 2506 nucleotides. RefSeq names its product DNA replication factor Cdt1-like. The transcript has 10 exons. Lineage: Eukaryota; Metazoa; Chordata; Actinopteri; Salmoniformes; Salmonidae. Bases 79 to 2217 code for a protein of 712 amino acids. Gene Ontology annotation, cellular component: nucleus. The record is from RefSeq and is a predicted model, not a curated record. Gene Ontology annotation, biological process: mitotic cell cycle; regulation of DNA-templated DNA replication initiation; DNA replication preinitiation complex assembly. Gene Ontology annotation, molecular function: DNA polymerase binding; DNA binding.
GUCACAUGUCCAUUUCGCGCGAAAGUGUGUUGAUGUUCUGGUCAUAGCGACUUUGAUCAAGCCUGCAUAUAUACCUCGAUGGCUGAAGCUGCUGAGUUGGAAUUUGAUCGUUCGUCUUUCCUGACCAGAAGAGAAUUGUGUGGUUCUAGAUUUGACAUCAUUAUGUCUCAGGCGCGGGUCACCGAUUUUUACGUCCAGAGAAAGAAAGAUGCUAUUGGGGCUGCGCAUGGUGAUGGUAAUAGAACCCAAGUUGUGGACACUGUAACAAGUCAUCCCAGCACAAUAUCAACUCGGUCGAAAAGCAAGAAUGCAGCAUCUACAACAAAUGUUAUGAUAACGACUUCAAAAUCCACAUGUUCUGAAAACAGUGUACAAGAGGAGUUUUGGAGAGUUAUUGACGAGGCGACUUCGGUCAAUAAGGUGGAGAGCGUGUCUCCUGUGCUGGCGAGGACUAACUCGGAAAAACAAACCCUUUUCUCCAGCCCUCGUACUCCCAAGAGGACCUCUACAGAUGCUGAGUUCGAUCUUGGAUCAGCUGUUUUUUCAGCCACUGCUGAACAUAAAAUCGCAAAGAAGCGUCUUCGGAUCGAGGCAAGAAAACAUGGCAUCGCUGCAGGGACAAGUCCUGGGCCGGUUAAAGUUGUGAAGAAGGCGGUCAGGAAGAAAUUGAUUCUCUUCGAAGACGACGAAAAGGCAACCCAGCCUCCGGCUAAAGAUGUCCUGCAGGUACCCUAUUCACUACCUGUUGAUAAAGAAUCAAAGAAUUUAGUCAACUGCAGUGCCAACCAUUCUCCAACGGGCAAACCACAUGUUCAGGGCAGCUCAAAACCAAAAGAGGGGCACAAGACUUUCUCCAAAGAGGAUGUUGCAGCACUCAAGUUCCAACUUCAGAAGAUCAAGGACCAGACACAGAAAGCUGAGAACCUGCCCUCUACGGCCACAGGGACUACUGCCCCAGACCUGAAGAGAAAGCUAGCCCGUGUCAAAGAGCUUGCUGCUAAGGCACAACAUCGGAAGGCGGAGAGGUUGGCAGAGGCCAGAUCUACUGAGGAAAAUAAUUGCCCAAUAACCGAGGAUGGAGAUAAGCUCCCAGCCUAUCAGCGGUACCAUACUCUUGCCCAGGAUACUCCCCCUGGCCUCACCCUGCCCUUCAAGUACAAACUGCUUGCUGGAAUGUUCCGUAGCAUGGACACCAUAGUGGGAAUGCUUUUCAACCGCUCAGAGACUGUUACCUUUGCCAAAGUGAAGCAGGGUGUCCAGGACAUGAUGCACAAGCGUUUUGAAGAGACCCAUGUGGGCCAGAUUAAGACGGUCUAUCCUACUGCCUACCAUUUCCGCCAGGAGAGAAACAUUCCUACCUUCAGUGCUACAGUGAAGAAGUCCAGCUACCAGCUCACAGUGGAGCCUGUCAUUGAAGCUGAUAAGAGCAAGGCAGUGCUGGCUGCUUCCCGCCUGUUAGAGAGGAGACGUAUCUUCCACCAAAACCUAAUCAGCAUUGUGAAAGGGCAUCACAAGGCGUUCCUUGCCAAGUUGAAUCCUCCUAUUAGAGUCCCAGAUGACAAGCUUACCCGCUGGCACCCUCGCUUCAAUGUGGAUGAGGUGCCCAAUGUCCUGUCCGGUGAGCUACCCCAGCCCCCACGGGGAGCUGAGAAGCUAACCACUGCCCAGGAGGUUCUGGACCAGGCCCGCUCCAUGAUGACCCCCAAGGUGGAGAAAGCACUGGCCAACGUGGUUCUGAAGACCGCAGAGAUGGUCUGUGUAAAAGAGCAAGAGCCUGUUCCACAAACUCCCGUAGCUCCUUCUGAAACUCACAGUGCCCUCAAAGGGGUGUCUCAGUCCCUGCUGGAGAGGAUCCGAGCAAAGCAGGCUCAGAAGCUCCAAGCUGCCUUGACCCGGAACCCUCAGCAGGAGGAGCGCCUUGUGAUGAUGUCACGGCUGGAGGAACUGGCUCGGAUCCUGCGUAAUGUCUUUGUGGCAGAGAAGAAACCCGCACUGAUCAUGGAGGUGGCCUGUAACCGGAUGGUCUCUAGUUACCGCUCUGCCAUGAGCAUGGGUGAUAUGGAGCUGCACCUUCACCUGCUGGCAGAACUGACUUCUGAAUGGCUUACGAUUCACACAAUUAGAAAGGACUUCUAUCUCAAGUUGAACAAGACCAUGGACCUGAAUGUGGUACUGGAGAAGCUGAAGCAGAAGACCAAAGAGGAAGAAAGCCUUUGAAGUUUAAAAGCUAUGAUUUUCAAUGUGUAAUUUGAAUAGAGACAUAUUGUCCUUUGUGUGUGUACGCAUAUAUAUAUAUAUUUGUGACUAAGUUUUUGAUUAUUGUACAAUGCAUGGCUGGUUUUAAGCAAGUAAAAUAACUUGUACCAAUUCAAUAACAAUGUGUAAUUUUUGUAUAGAUUAACACUGCAAUGAUUUUGUCAAUUUUAACACGGACUCAUUUUGUGGGUGGUUUUACAGUUGCGGGAAACUGUUUCUGGUUGAUUAGUUAGUAUGACACCGUUGUCUU